GAUUCCCUGCGACUUUGACCCAGCAAAAUCCCAUUUACCAAAAGCACUCGAAGAGAAUAAUGUCCGGGGUUGCUGCAUUAGAUGCGCUGGAGCGAGAGUACCAAGCGGUGGUGCGUCAGAAACCCAUUAACCCUGUGAACUUGGACUUUGUUCCUGCUCGACCAAAGCCCCCUGCGGAUGCCAACGACACGGAAGAUGGCGGGAUGGAGUACGACGACUUGCAGUCAAUCUGCUCGUAUGCCGCCACGUGUGACGAUGACCUUGAACGCGAACGCUUGAAUUCUGACGAUGAAGACACGCAAGAGUAUGAAUACGAGCCCUUGCGUGAAGAAGAGUGGGAGGUCGCCGACGGCAUCGAGGAAAAGCCAUCAACUGUGAAGGCGCCACAGUCGCCCCCUGUGAACCCAGUAAACUUCAGUGAAAACGACAAGGAAGCCAUCAAGAAGGCCAUGCAGCAAAUUUCGUUGCCUCCUCCAUCGUGGGGUGGGCAGUUGUCGGAUGCUCAAUUGGUCGACCUCGCCAAGGAGGCAACCAAUGUGAAAGACGUCGUCAUGGAGCCAUAACAACACUAUGUACAUUUCCAUGUUAACUCGAGCUUUCUUCAAUGCACGCGCUUCGAGGAACGGGAGGUCCAAGCGUGAUCUUGAACCGUUGGGUCGCUGGAGGAGCCACCAGGAGGUACGCCAUGGCAAAGACUACCAUGAGCAAGCACGA
Messenger RNA from Aphanomyces astaci, 714 nucleotides. RefSeq lists its product as hypothetical. Lineage: Eukaryota; Oomycota; Saprolegniomycetes; Saprolegniales; Verrucalvaceae. The record is from RefSeq and is a predicted model, not a curated record. The transcript has a single exon. Bases 60 to 563 code for a protein of 167 amino acids.